AUGAUGCAGCUGCAACUCGAUUCCACCUCUCAGCUGGAAACCAAUGGUCUCUCGGUGCUUCUCCUGUCUCUUUUUGCAGGGGAGGAAAGCGUGGACGAUGGAUUCUCAGUCAGAAUCUUCAAUGAAGACCAGCUGGUGUGCAACGUUGAAGGCCUCGCUUUGGCCACGAUGCACGCUGGAGUUCCACUCAAAAACAGCCGAGUCGUGUGGGAGGAGACCGCACAAGCCCGGAGAUCUUGCUGGAGAGUAGUUGGAGAAGAGGUCAAGAAACUUUCUUUGCCAGAAGUCACUGAGAAGGAAGAGGAGCCUCAUGAAGCAGUGGCAAUAGCCGUGAAGGCCAAAAGCGUGGAGGAUGUGAAGCGCUAUCAGCAUGAGGUGCAAAGCCUCGCAGCCAAGUGCCGUUGCUGGGUGCUGUGCUUGCAGGGAGAAGGUUACACCUUUGCAGAAGCUGCUGCAGAGGCUGCUGUGGAGGUGGGUGCCAUGGCCGUGCUGGGCACUGCCGAGCAGUUCCAAGCGCUCUCCCUGGAGCUCGGCAUGGACGCGACGUCCACCCUGCGAAUCGUUGAAGAAGACGGUCGGUUGAAGCUGCUCCAGCACAAGGUGGUGGCUGCAGAGAAAGCUGCACCACUUGAAGCUUCCAGGUUCGAACCAUACGUGGUGGAGAUCGACUCCUCAAAAGCUUCCAAGGGAGCCCAGUGUCGGCGCUGUCAGCGUCGUGCUCCUCAGAAGGGAGAAGUGGAGAUUCACAGCUCACUGUGGGCCUUAAACUUCCGUGAUGUGCUCGUGGCAGUCGGUGCCAUCUCUGCGAAUGUCGGCGGUACCUCUUUGGGCCUUGGCGGAGAAUGCUAUGGCACUGUGACUUCCGUAGGUGAAGGUGUGACUGAUGUGGCUGUGGGCGAUGUUGUCAUUGCAACACCUCCGGACGGCAUGGGUUCCUACUUGGUUACAGAUGCCCGAGUGGUGACCAAAGCACCUGAAAGCAUGAGCCCAGAAGAGGCAGUCGCAGGCACUUGUGCCUAUGCCACGGCAUGGCUGGCUUUGCACUGGAUGGCAAGAAUCAGAGCCGGUGAGCGCGUCCUGAUCCACAGCGCUGCUGGUGGUGUGGGCUUGGCAGCAGUGCAUCUCUGCAAGAAGGCUGGCUGCGAAGUGUAUGCCACUGCUUCAACCGAGGAGAAGCGCGCACUUCUCCGGCAGCUGGGUGCACAAGCUUUCCACAGCAGAAAAGUGGCAGAUUUCGAGGAAGGAAUUCUGGAGGCCACUGAUGGGGAGGGGGUUGACGUGGUCCUGAACUCCCUGAGUGGCAAAGCCAUUCCAGCAUCCUUGAACUUGCUUCGGGACUUUGGUCGCUUUGUGGAGAUUGGUAAACGUGACCAAUACGAGGGCACCCAAAUGGAACUGACGCCUUUCCUGAAAGGCAUCUCGUACCAUGCGGCGCAUUUUGAUGUUUUGAUGCUGAAACGACCCAACGAAUGCAGAAAGCUGCUGGAGGAGGUUUGGGCAGAGCUGCCAAGCCUCCCACGGCUACCGACGAAAACCUUCGGCAUGGCGAAUCUAAAAGGUGCCUUGGAAUACUUUGCCAAGGGCAUCCACGUUGGAAAGGUCUUGGUGGCUGUUGAAGAUGGUGUACCUGUCUUGCCCAGCCGACCUCAAGUGAUCGGCUCUGCCGGAGACAUCAUGACCCAGUCCCUUCGUGCAGCUGGCACAGAGGAAGGUGGUGUGCGGGUGCACUGCGUGCAGUGCUUGGAAGAUGUCCCGGAGAAGCUAGACCAAGCGCAGAUGGUCAUCACGACUUCCAAAUCCGUUGCUGCCAUUCUCAAGGAGGUGAGUCCCGAGGCUGGCUGCCUUGUGCUUCCUCGGUGGGAGCCUUUGAGCAACCUGGACGAGUGGCUUACUUUGGGAGGACUUGUCAUCACCUCAGAGGACGAACCUGAAGGCGAUUUGCGUGGAUGGCUCUUCAGCAUCGUUGAGGAAAUGGCUGGUCCCAUUGAGAUGGACACCACCUUUGAAGAUGCAGGCCUGGAUUCUUUGAGCCUCAUCUCAUUGGCACGGCGAUUGUCUUCAAAGGUCAACAAGGUCAUCACGGUGGCAGAUCUUUCUGACAAUCCAACUCCCAGAAAACUCUUGCAAUCUUUUGCUGGAGGUCCGCAGUCUCAACUCAGUCGACCGAAGGCCGUGUGUUUGCACGGCUUCCGGUCCAAUGGCGAUGCAUUGGCUGCGCAGAUGGGGACGUUGGUCAGCAGUUUGGGCGUAGUGGAAUGGAUCUUUCUGACUUCACUGACUUCACUACGAGUUGGCACGGGUCCAGCAGCACCAAAUAUCUCGGAUGGCCGCGAGUGGUGGGGUGCAGGCGACUUCGAAACAGGGUGGCAGAGGAAUUAUGACGCCAUCAGUGCAACACUUCCAAGUGUUCGCGCGGUGAAUGCCGUGGGCGCUGUUGGCUUUUCGCAGGGUGGCGCUGUGGCAGCUUUGCUGGACUGUUCAUGGAGAGUUCUCUUCUCGCCCGUGAAAGUACCUGGCUUAAGACCGCAGUCUUCUCCUUGCCUUUUGACCUACGACAACAGCGAGGAAUACGUGGAGGAAUGCAAACAAGUUGGAGACUUUUUCAAAGCGAAGCAGGUCUACACCCAUGACAAGGGCCAUGAUGUGCCCCGAGAUGCAUCUUUCGCAAAGACCUUCCAAGAGUUCGUGUCUGCACAGCUCUAG
This is a messenger RNA of Cladocopium goreaui, 2703 nucleotides long. Lineage: Eukaryota; Dinophyceae; Suessiales; Symbiodiniaceae. The record is from the annotation of a GenBank genome assembly.